This is a messenger RNA of Hyalella azteca, 2858 nucleotides long. RefSeq names its product histone acetyltransferase KAT8 (gene mof). Gene Ontology annotation, molecular function: histone acetyltransferase activity. Gene Ontology annotation, biological process: regulation of DNA-templated transcription. The coding region runs from base 224 to 1600 and encodes 458 amino acids. The transcript is spliced from 9 exons. Lineage: Eukaryota; Metazoa; Arthropoda; Malacostraca; Amphipoda; Hyalellidae. The record is from RefSeq and is a predicted model, not a curated record.
GUCACAUCAGUGUUUUAUAUUUAUUUUUUUACGUCCCGGAGACCCGGACAAAGACGAGUUCGUCAGCGCGCCUCAUUGCCGUUUCACAAACGCAUUGCCACAUUUGUUGAUCCGUGAUGUAAUCGUUAUAAAAUUUUAUUUUGUGUCUCAUUCCUCGUCAAAAACACGUAGGCCCCCUAUAAAGUUAGGCUACAUUGCGGUUUCAUAUUUUUCUGUGGUAGCUAUGAAAAACGUGAUAAUGGUGGCUGAAAAUCAGCUCAAAAACUGCAAAGUGGCAGUGUCUAACGACAUGAAUAGCAAAACUGAAAAUCAAACUGUCUCAGAUGGAUCUGAUAAAAAGCAAACUGCAGAGAAGAGACCAGAUUAUGCUGAUGACGCUAAUAAUACUAAAUUGGAGAUAGGAGAACAUUAUAUGGUUCAAAGAGGAGAUGCAUUACAUGGGGCCGAGUUACUUCAGCGCCGCUACAAUGAAUCAAAUCGAGAGUUUGAGUUCUAUGUCCACUAUGCCAACCUCAACAGACGGCUGGAUGAAUGGGUCCCACGUCAAAGAAUUGGGCAACCAUUUGACAGUGGAUCAGAGAAUGGACUAGGCUGUGGCAUAACUGAUCUACUACAUGACCAGCCAGGAGGUAGAAAAAUCACCAGAAAUCAGAAACGCAAGCAUGAUGAGAUUAAUCAUGUGCAGAAGACAUAUGCUGACAUGGAUCCAACUACAGCGGCUCUUGAGAAAGAACACGAGGCAAUCACCAAAGUCAAAUAUAUAAACAAAAUACAAAUGGGAAGACAUGAAAUAGACACUUGGUAUUUCAGUCCUUUCCCGGAAGAAUACGGCAAGGCGCCAUGUCUGUACAUAUGCCAGUACUGCCUCAAGUACAUGAGACUUGAGAAAACCUACAGAUAUCACUUGAGCGAGUGUACAAUGCGCCAGCCGCCUGGCAAUGAAAUCUACCGGAAAGGAACCCUGUCUGUCUACGAGGUGGACGGCUCAGAAUAUAAGAUUUACUGCCAGAACUUGUGUCUCUUGGCCAAACUCUUCCUGGACCAUAAAACUCUGUACUUUGACGUCGAUCCCUUCCUCUUCUACGUUCUUUGUGAAGUGGAUAAGCAAGGGGCUCAUCUUGUUGGAUAUUUUUCCAAAGAAAAAGAAUCGCCUGAAAACAACAAUGUUGCCUGCAUCUUGACGCUUCCACCGUAUCAACGCAAAGGCUACGGGAAACUUCUGAUUGCUUUCAGCUACGAACUGAGCAAGUUAGAAGGCUGCGUUGGGAGCCCUGAGAAGCCGCUCUCAGACCUGGGCAAGCUCUCCUACAGAUCUUAUUGGACGUAUGUUCUUCUGGAGAUCAUGCGUGGCUACAAAGGAACACUCUCCAUCAAAGAUCUCAGCCAUAUGACGAGCUUUACCCAGCAAGACAUCAUCUCAACGCUGCAAUGCUUGAACUUGGUCAAGUAUUGGAAGGGGCAACACGUAAUCUGCGUCACUCCCAAGCUGGUCGAGGAGUAUAUCAACAGCCCUCAGUAUAACCGACCCAGACUCACUGUUGACCCCAGUGCGCUGAGGUGGGCGCCGCCGAAGAAAGUUACCAGCCAGAAGAAGAAGUAGAAUAUUCUUCUUGUGGCUGGUGAUGCUGUUGUUCUACAUAGCCCUCACACCAUCACUCUCAUCUGUCUGCUAAGUCUGCUUCUAAAGACUAACUGGACGUCUGUUUGAUCUCGUAAUUUACUUCCCUUUCGACUGGAUAAAUUUAGGUGUUCAAAUGUACUCAUGACGUUUUUUUUACUAUACUAAUUUACUGUACUGCUCGAAAAAUCUCUUUCGUCGGAGUUACUCAACUGCUUGCGCAAUAUUGGUACCUCUGUAGAAAGAUAGCAUAUUAUGACGACUGCAUCAAUUUUCGUCUGUGACGUUCCUCUGUGAAGCUAAAAUCUUCUGCUAGUAUCCACUUUGCCGCGUGGGAGUUAGACUAAAUAAAUAAACGUGUUGAAGACUCGAGUGCUUAAUGAAACUCUCUUGUCUUCAUUCACUCGAAGAUUAAGGAUACUCGUGUUUGUAUCUAUUAUUUCCUUGAUAAGUACGUAUCUAGUUGUAAACUACUGACUUAGCUUUGAAAAUGCGUAUUUUUAUUUCUGCUUCUGGGUUGUUCGUUGUGGUGAGCUAUAAUUCAUUCACUACUGAGCGGACUUGUAAGCAAAUUUCGACUUCUCCUAAUUGAAAUUUCUACUUUUACUGUACUACUUCGACAUUAAUUGUACUGUUCACUAAAAAAAUUAUUAUAGGCCUGAAAUUUGAAAGCGUGGCUGAGGCUUCCAAAUUUCAGAUCACGUUAUUGUACGCCGCUGCCAAUGAUGAGUCUAUUUUCACCCUCAACCACCGCGGUCGUAGAUCUCUUUUAUCCGCGACCAUGCGACUCAAUAACGAUUUAUAUGAUUGAAAAAUUCAAAAUAAAUCUAAAUAUUCUCCUGUUACUUUAACAUGCCUCUGGGAUUCCAUAUUAUUCGAUUUGCGUUGAUAUAGUAGCGUAUAAGAAAAUGUAAUUUUCAUGCUAUUUUGCACCUAAACUCGCAUACGCCCGUGUAGUAUGCAGAUGACAUGAGGUUAACAAUCUUAGUUUCGGGCUUAUAUAAAGUGUAUGAAAUUAUUUCAGUCCUUUUACUGUCGCUAACAUAUCUCGUUUCAUAGACUCGAUAUUUUAUUUCCCUACCAUUCCUCUUGCUUUUGGUUUCUUGAUUCAAAAAAUACUUCAGAAACAAGCUGUCGUGUUUGUUUCAGAAGCUUUUGCCAAUCAAUGUUUAGCCUAAAUAAUGAAGUUGUUUAAAUGUUCAACGCCCUUGGAGCAGCAAAGAAACGCAUGAGUAUUGAA